AUGAGGGGAAAGUCAAAUGCUGAAUUUACAGAAAGCAGCCAACCCCAUUAUAGAGCCAGUUAUACAGUUGGAUCGCAUGCCAUUUGGAUUGUUGGAAUAUGUAAUCCAGUUCUUUACAGCAAUAAAUAUAAAUCAGGUACAGUCCAUGCAGUUGUUUGAUUUGUCAUCUGCUACUGGCAGUACUGUAUACUCUAUGGAAAUGAUUCAGCUUACACAAAUAGUUGUGCUGCAUUAGUGUAGCUGAGGUUAUUUUGUUUAUCAAGAAAGCAAACAUAUAUUUUCUGUCCAAUUUCAGUUUCAUUUUGCGUAAAACUGUGUUGCCAAACAGUCAUGCAAUUGAGAAUUGUAAGAGAGUUAGCAUACAAAAAUAUACAUAAUAUAUAUUAUUAUAUGCACAAGGUCAGGAUAUGAGGUAUUCUGCAAUCUGAUUGGUUCUCUACUAACAGGAUAUUAGCUCAUAUCCUGCUAGUAGAGAAAAACAAAAUGGCGGCUCAAACUGAAUUUCCAACAUUUUGCGAACGAGAAAACGGCAAGUUGUUCGCUUUUUAUAGCUUUUACAGGAUUAAAAACAAUAAAAAAACUCCCACAAAUUGUUUACAGGUUAGAAAAUGAAUUUUUAAAAUUUAAAAUGGUUAAAAAUAUAUAUUUUUGAAAAAAUAAUCGGCCGAAAGAGCGAAGAUAAAAACAUAAACAAAAUAGAAAAAUAUUGAAAAUAUCCGAAAAGCAAAGUCUGUGAAUUCAGACCUUGUGUAUAUAAUAAAAUCACUAAAACCACUCACUCUCGUCGAAUAUGAGCGAUAGCCGAUUCGGCGCUACACGCCUCAUCUGAUAUCAGCUCAUAUUCGACUCGAGUUCGUAGAAUAACUGUUAAAUAUUAUAAUAAUCAGUAUAUAUUGUAGAUUGUAAUGUAUUGCUUUUUUUCAGAUUGUUGUACCUAAGACUACCAGUUAUGGUACUUUUUGCAGGCCCAAUGUGGAGUGGGCAGACUAAGGAGAACCAAGGGUAUACUCAGAAGGUAUGUUUUCCUUUUAUAUUUUCUCAUUGUUGGCUUCUAAGGGAGUCAGGCAAAUUACAUCAGAUCUACACGAGCUCAUACUCAGUGUAGGCUGUGCUGAAUAGUUGUUAUUCCUGAUACAUUUUUUCACCCUCCCUCCCCCCACCUGUCAGAUAUCAGCUUUUUGUCGGCCCAACAACAGGGAAACAAGGGCGCUAUUCCUUUGAAAUGAUAUGAAAUUACAGCAGCUGACCCAUUCUAACAAGAAAAUUUAAAUUGAGAGAAACAAAAAAAAAUUUUAGCGUUACUUUGGAUUAUUGACAAUUUACGUAUUUCUUUAGUGUUUUUCGAAGAAAACUGUUGCACUGUUGCCGUCAUUGCUUCAACGAUCCAUGGCAUUUUGUUCUCCAUCUACAACAAACAUUAAUGCAAGGUCCCUAUUGAUACCACUUGGUUAUCAAUAGGGGUCCUGUAUUUUUGUGCUAUCCUGCAUUCCUGCUUGAAUAAAGGCUCUAAUAUCUAUAUAAAUGUACUGUAUGUAAACUCGUAGGAGACAAUGAUUUUCAAUGUAAGUGUUCAUUGUUGUAUCAUUUUAGUUCUUUCCGAUGGAACUCCAGUUAGCGAGGAACCUCAUGUGUGUAUUCCACCAUCACUUCUUUGGGAAAUCCAUGAUCUUAUCACAAUUGAUGGCAUGACUAGAAAAGAAGCAAUAUACUUGUUCCAAAUGGCUAUACUCCAUGUACCUUUGUGAGAAAUACUCCUGAGACAUUUUUACACUGCCUUUGCAGUCUUGUUGGAACAUUUUUAUUUUGACAUUUGGUCAAAGAAUACAAAAAGGUUGGAGCUGAUUUCAGUUCGUACUUGUACAUUCCCAAAAUUGAUCCUGUGACAAAAGAUGUCCACCAUGACGGUGGUGACGACAAUCGUGUGUAUAAAAGGAUAGCAACAAGUACUAGGAAUGGGAAUUGUGAAGCAAUCGAUUAGGCUGCAUUUGAUGCUGUUCUUUGUGAUCCAAAGAGUGGUCUAACCCAUGCAGCUGUAGUUGGUGAAAGGAAGCAAAGCUUGACUGAUGCUCAACAGCUAUUGUCAUAUCAUGUGGUGGAUUCACUGCAAAGACUGGGAUAUGAGACUGAGGCAGAAUAUGUAAAGGUUAGUUUAAAACUUUUGACUGCCGUAGAAAUUGUCACAAGUUCCCAACUGUCACCAUAAUGAAAACGUUAAAACAUGUUUUUUUUAGGUUGUUAACUGGCACAAUGCAACAGAUGGCAGAGGAAUUACGCAGUUGUAG
Messenger RNA from Paramuricea clavata, 2282 nucleotides. NCBI's taxonomy places the organism in Eukaryota, Metazoa, Cnidaria, Anthozoa, Malacalcyonacea, Plexauridae. The record is from the annotation of a GenBank genome assembly.